AUGCUGCCUUUGCAUGCGAGAAGGAACGGAAGUCAAACAACCAAUCGUCACUCUGAGUGCAUUGGGCUCAAACCGUUGCUGCUCGAGCUGGGGCUCGAUGUUGGCAAGCUAAUCGUCCACGAGGACAAUCAAGCGGCUCAACAUGUUGCAAAAGGAAAAGGUCGCUCGCGUCACAUUGAUCUGCGUUACCACUGGGUGCGUGAGCAAGUACAGCGCAGGAUCAUCCAGAUACGCUAUUCCAAGUUCAACACGUUCAUCACGACGCGGCUUGGCAUGGGCCGAGUGGGAGUGUCGGAGCGUGCUACUCUGUAA
This is a messenger RNA of Phytophthora infestans T30-4, 312 nucleotides long. RefSeq lists its product as uncharacterized. The transcript has 5 exons. Lineage: Eukaryota; Oomycota; Peronosporomycetes; Peronosporales; Peronosporaceae. Bases 1 to 312 code for a protein of 103 amino acids. The record is from RefSeq and is a predicted model, not a curated record.